This is a messenger RNA of Eupeodes corollae, 3700 nucleotides long. RefSeq names its product AP-3 complex subunit beta-2 (gene rb). Bases 205 to 3435 code for a protein of 1076 amino acids. The record is from RefSeq and is a predicted model, not a curated record. NCBI's taxonomy places the organism in Eukaryota, Metazoa, Arthropoda, Insecta, Diptera, Syrphidae. Gene Ontology annotation, cellular component: membrane coat; AP-3 adaptor complex. The transcript is spliced from 4 exons. Gene Ontology annotation, biological process: vesicle-mediated transport; intracellular protein transport.
UGCGUUUUUAUGUGGUCACUCUUCUGUUUGUAUUCCUCGACGUGGUGACAAGCUGACAAGUCUGAAAUCAGACAUCGGGAAAGCAGGAAAAAUAUAUAAAUCCAAAGUUAGUUCAGUGAAGAAGUGAAACUAUACCAAAGUAUAAGUAAAAUCAAACAAAGAGUGUUGAUCUACAAAUUAAAACUCGCCAUCAGGCAAUAGGGAAUGUUCUCAUCUGGAUCACCCGUUAGAAUGAGUGUGAUGCAGCAAUCGUCGAAUUUUUCCUACGGUGAACGCCCUCAAAUGGGUUUGGAUGUCGAAUUUGGAGCUGAUCCAGCAUCGGGUGGUUUUUUCAACACCGACUAUAAAAAACACGAUGACUUAAAACAGAUGUUGGACAGCAAUAAAGAUGGCUUAAAGCUGGAAGCUAUGAAGAGAAUCAUAAGUAUGUUGGCCAGAGGUCGAAAUGCCUCGGAUCUCUUUCCGUCCGUUGUAAAGAAUGUUGUGUCCAAAAAUAUCGAGGUAAAAAAACUUGUCUAUGUUUAUUUGGUGAGAUAUGCUGAAGAACAACAAGAUCUAGUGCUUCUGUCGAUAAGCACCUUUCAACGAGGUCUAAAAGAUCCAAAUCAAUUGAUUCGGGCUAGUGCUCUCAGGGUGCUUUCUAGCAUUCGAGUUCAGAUGAUUGUGCCGAUAGUCAUGUUGGCCAUUCGAGAUUCUUCAUCGGAUAUGAGUCCCUAUGUGAGGAAAACCGCAGCCCAUGCCAUUCCAAAACUCUAUUCUUUGGAUCCCGAGCAGAAGGAUGAGCUGGUUAUUAUAAUAGAGAAACUUCUAUCCGACCGUACAACUUUGGUAGUGGGAUCAGCUGUUAUGGCUUUCGAGGAAGUCUGUCCGGAACGUGUCGACCUUAUUCACAAAAACUUUCGUAAGCUUUGCAAUCUUCUGGUGGAUGUAGACGAAUGGGGACAAGUGAUUAUCAUAAACAUGCUCACCCGAUAUGCGCGCACACAGUUCACCAAUCCAAAUGCGGGUGAAAACUUCAAAGAUGGUGUCGAAGAAAAUUCGGAAAAAUUUUAUGACUACAACGAUGGCGAUGAGAAUUCAACGGAUGACGAUAAGAAGAAAAAACGACGAUCAUCGUCAAAGCAAUCUGUGUGUUCAUUGGAUCUGGAUCACCGUAUGUUGUUGCGUCAGGCGAAGCCACUGUUGCAGAGUCGCAACGCAUCAGUGGUCAUGGCUGUGGCUCAGCUCUAUCAUCACAUUGCUCCGCACACGGAAGUGAAUAUCAUUGCCCAAUCGCUUAUUCGUCUUCUUCGUGGGCACAAGGAAGUGCAGAGCAUUGUGCUUACUUGCAUAGCUUCGAUGUCAACAAAGCGCAAAUCUAUUUUCGAGCCUUACUUAAAGUCGUUCUUCGUUCGCACCAGUGACUCAACUCACAUUAUGCUGUUAAAGCUCGAGAUAUUGACUAAUUUGGCUUCUGUUACUAAUACUGCAAUGCUCUUAAGAGAAUUCCAGACUUACAUAAAUAGCAGUGAUCGGGUUUUUGUGGCAGCUACGAUUCAAGCUAUCGGACGGUGUGCUGCGUCCAUUAAGGAGGUUACUGACACUUGUCUAAGUGGGUUAGUGCAUCUACUGUCGAACAAAGAUGAACAUAUUGUUGCUGAAAGCGUUGUUGUCAUCAAGAUGCUAUUGCAGACCAAAGCUGCUGAACAUUUUGAAAUAAUCUCGCAGAUGGCCGGUCUUCUUGACUUUAUAACCGUGCCAGCUGCACGUGCUUCAAUUCUCUGGCUUAUCGGUGAAUACAAUGAAAAAGUUCCCAAAAUUGCACCAGAUGUUCUUAGAAAGUGUGCCAAAACUUUCUGCGAUGAGGAAGACGUUGUUAAACUGCAAGCAAUCAAUUUGAGCAUGAAACUUUUUUUGGUCAAUCCCGAGCAGACCUCUUUGCUGUGUCAAUAUGUGUUCACAUUGGCGCGUUAUGAUUCCAAUUACGAUGUUCGCGACAGGGCUAGGUUUUUGCGACAGAUAAUUUUACCGGCCGAUGAACUCACCUCGAUAUUCUCUAAAAAUGCACAUAGUAUCUUUCUUUCUCCAAAGCCUGCUCCGGCAUUGGAGGGAAAAUACCAAGGGAGGGAUCAUUUUCAACUUGGAUCGUUGUCGCACUACUUAAAUAUGCGUGCGAACGGCUACAGAGACUUAUCUGACUUUCCGCGAAUUGCCUCGGAUUCAUCGCUCCGGAAUACUGUACCCUUUGACGACGAGAUGCAUUCUCAACAUAAUGCAUCUCAAGAGGUCGUCAGCGAGGUCGGUAAAUACUCGGCAGCAAACAAAAAAGAGAAUAAUUUGGAAUCUUCAGAAUCGGAUGAGUAUAGUUCGAGUGAUGAAUCUUCUGCUGAAGGGGAUGUAGUUGAUGACAAAACAGCCAAUGCUAAAUAUAAAACUUCCGAUGCAGAUUCCGAUGCAGGUGAUAAUUCGUCGACAAGCGCUAGCAGUAAUAGUCAAUCAAGUUCGGAUGAUUCUUCGUCCUCAGAGAAGAGCAGUUCAGAGUCGGAAUCAGAAAGUGAAACUGAAAAAGCAAAUGAAACUCCACCAACUACACAGACGACAAAACCAGCAAGUGAUUUAGAUCUCCUCCUCGAUUUGAGUGACGUUCCAGCAGGAGGUGCAAUUAUGACUCCAUCACAUGGUGGAUUUUUGCCUCCAGGUACCCCGGGAGGUGGCAAUAAUUCCCUUGCUCCAAUCGACCGUAUCGACCUUAUCGGUCCGUCUUUUAUUAAUCAAAAGCAUACCGCAUUGCUUAAUAAACUAUCCGGAAACGGACUCAGUGUUACUUUUCGUUUUACUCGUUCGCAGCACAUUUUCUCUUCCUGCAUGGUCUCAAUUGAACUUAUUUUUACAAACCAUUCCAACGAAGAAAUUACCAAUAUUCACAUCUCUCCACCGAAGUUACUUCCUUCAGGGAUGAAUAUAAACGAAUUCGAUCCAAUUCUAAGUCUUCAGCCGCAAAAAAGUGCCACUCGUGUUCUGGGCAUCGACUGUAAGGAUUCAACUCAAGUUGUCGAACUUGAAAUUCAAUCGAACAAAGGAAAUUCCAAGAUUUGCCUCAAAGCACCCAUUGGAGAGUUGAUUCGAUCGAUUCACAUUGACGAGGAUUACUUCCGUGAAGAACGUCAAAAACUACGUGGCAUGAACGAACAUCAAUGUAAAGUGCCGCGCCAGACCACUGACGACAUAAAUGCUCUUAAAACGAAAGUUUUCCAGAAGCUAAAUGUAGCCAACAUCAAUUGCUCCAAUCCCGAUUUUGUAUAUUUCGUUGGGCAAACAAUAUCCUCUAAGAGUUUAGUACUUAUUUCACUUGAGCUGCUCCAAAACGAAAUAUUGAUUUUGGUCAAUUGUGAGAAAAUGGUUAUUGCAUCUAUGGUGCUCAAUGAAAUACGAAGUGCAAUAACUGGGAAAAUGUGAGCAUUUUUAGUGUUUAACUUUAUUUAAUCAAAAAAUUGUUUAUAUGCUUUUUUCAUGACUUAAACGUAAUAAAAAUAUUAUAUGUGUCAUAUUCAUUAAUUAAAAAGACCCAUUCAGGUUGAGAUGAUUGUCGAGGACGAUUGCUAGUUUCGUUAAGAUUUUCUAUGGAAUGGGCUCGUUCGAUUGUUGAAAGUAUUUGCGAAGCUUUCUACCGCCCUUACGACCAUAUCAAUCUAAGUGGUAAAAAUUAAGUUGCUUCUAGAAA